Pseudomassariella vexata is the source of this 2477-nucleotide messenger RNA. Its product is annotated as serine carboxypeptidase. Bases 286 to 2292 code for a protein of 668 amino acids. Lineage: Eukaryota; Fungi; Ascomycota; Sordariomycetes; Amphisphaeriales; Pseudomassariaceae. Gene Ontology annotation, biological process: proteolysis. The transcript has a single exon. Gene Ontology annotation, molecular function: serine-type carboxypeptidase activity. Gene Ontology annotation, cellular component: fungal-type vacuole. The record is from RefSeq and is a predicted model, not a curated record.
CCAGCAACGAAGUAUGAUGCCCUUUCAACAGAGCAACCACCGGUGCAGUUGUCCGUGGCGAGAUUAGAUUGAUGUUUGUGACAGUCGUUUCCUCAGAAAAGUUUAUUUGCUUCUUCUUCCGUUGGUCCUGUAAAUUUACAGAUACUAAAGCCAAUCCAUGUGCAACUUCACCUCGGCAUAAGCCAUCACCUGUUCCACCAACCUGUGCACCUCGAGCGUUUGGCGCACCUCGAAGCCAUCCCGACGGCUCGCGACAUUCACCAUGAAGAGCAUCGACCGACGACGAUGAAGCUUUUCCUUGGCCUAGUCCUCUACGCCGCCGCCAAAGUACUAGCCCAAUUCCCCACUAUUGUGCCCAACUUGACCACGAUAUCCUCGCCCGUCGAUCCAUCCAUCAAGAUCAGCUACAAAGUGCCCAAUGGCGCCUGCACCACCGCGUUCGACACGCAGGAACAGUAUACCGGCUGGGUGAAUGUGCCAGGCGACUAUCCCACCAAUCUCUUCUUCUGGUUCGUGGGCGCACGCGAGCCCUCUUCCAUCCUCACGAUAUGGCUCAACGGCGGGCCCGGGUCGAGCAGCAUGUUUGGAUUCUUCACAGAGACUGGGCCAUGCGAGGUGGUUGAUAGCGCGGCGGAGGACAAAUAUGUGACGAUUGCCAAGGAAUGGGGCUGGGAUAGGGCGUCGAACAUGUUGUUCAUCGACCAGCCGAACCAGGUGGGCUUUUCCUACGACACGCCCACCAACGGCUCGCUCGACCUCCUGACGAACAACAUCUAUAGUCCUCCUGAAAGACGCCCUAAUUCGCGGACGCCGAUGGUUUUCCUCAAUGGCACUUUCAGUUCCUUGAAUGCGAAUCACACGGCCAAUACGACCGAGACGGCAGCAGCAGCAGUAUGGCACAUGCUUCAAGGGUUCUUGGGGGCCUUUCCCCAGUUCAAUCCGCCAGACAAUGGUUCCCUGGGUGUUAAUCUAUUCUCCGAGAGCUACGGUGGGAAAUACGGCCCGGUGUUUGCCUCCAAGUGGAAGGACAUGAACGCUGCACGUGCUAAUGGCACUGUUUCAAACAGUACGACGCUCGACAUCCACUUGACAGCCCUUGGCAUUGUCAACGGCUGCGUCGACGACCUGAUCCAGGCGCCCUACUACCCCGUUAUGGCCGUGGACAAUUCUUACGGCCUCGUCACCAUCAACUCCAUUCGCGCUCAGAUGGCCAACGCAAGCUUCUACAAGGAAGGUGGUUGCCAGGACCUGAUCCGACAGUGCCGCGCCGCAGUGUCCACCAGGGACGUAGCGAACAGCGGCGCAGUUUCCAGCGUUAACGAUCUUUGCAACCGCGCAUACACAAAUUGCUUGACCAAUGUCGUGCAGCCGUACUCUGACGCCGGCCGUAGCGUGUACGACAUCGCGGCCCUGCUCCCGGACUCCUUCCCGCCGUCUCGCUACCUGUCGUACCUCAACAGCGCAUCUUUCCAAUCCGCCAUCGGUACGACGAUGAACUAUACCGAGACCAAUACGCAGGUAGUUGCCGCUUUUCUUGCCACUGGCGACUAUGAGCGCCAAGCUCUAAUCCCAGAACUCGCUUCUCUCCUGGACGCGGGCAUUCGCGUAGGUUUCAUGUACGGCGAUCGCGACUACAUCUGCAACUGGCUGGGCGGUGAAGCCGUCUCCCUGUCUGUCGCCUCGGCUGCCUCGACAUCGUCCUACUCGUCCUCCUUCCCCGACGCUGGCUACGCCCCCAUCAUUGUGAACGAGUCCUACAUUGGCGGCGUGGUCCGGCAAUUCGGCAAUCUCUCCUUCAGUCGCAUCUACCAAGCCGGGCAUUUCGUGCCCGCCUAUCAACCCGAGACCGCGUUUCAGGUCUUCGCCCGCAUCAUCAUGGGGACCUCUGUAUCGGACGGCAAACCCAUCGACCUGUCGAGCUACAACACGAGCGGCCCUGCUAAUGCCAUGAGCAAGCUCGACUUGCCGCCCAGCCCGACUCCGACGUGUUGGCUACGCAACAUUCCCGGCAGCUGCAGCGAGGAGCAGCAGAACCAGCUGCUCAGCGGUGAGGCGGCCAAGGAUUGGAGCUCCGUCAACAUCUUGAAUGGAGCUCUCGUCACGGGGACCGAGACGCUACCGAUUUCGACAGUUAUUAGCACAGCGACUGAGACGGAACCGCUUACUGGGCUGUUUACCGCAACCUCAACACCGCGCAGUGCUGCAUCGUCUCUCGGUGUUGAUGGGUCGUUGCUCAGAGUGGUGGGCUUGUUAUGGGUAUCGUCCGUCAUGCCCCUGCUAUACGUAUACUAAAGUGUAUAAUUAUUCUGAAUGAUACCCCUUACAAAUUAGUACUGCUCUCUUGGUAGUCAUGGAUGGCCAUGUUCGAAGUCUUUCAGAAGCCAGAUACAGUUGCAAGCUGCAUGUCAAGAUCCAAGUCAUGCGAAUUAUGUAUCCAAGUACUUCACAUGUAUGUGCUAAGGUGUAGUGAUGAACGA